Messenger RNA from Equus quagga, 2458 nucleotides. RefSeq names its product vimentin type intermediate filament associated coiled-coil protein (gene VMAC). The coding region runs from base 1 to 510 and encodes 169 amino acids. Lineage: Eukaryota; Metazoa; Chordata; Mammalia; Perissodactyla; Equidae. The record is from RefSeq and is a predicted model, not a curated record. The transcript is spliced from 2 exons.
AUGUCUGCGCCGCCGCCCCUGCAGAUCCGCGAGGCGAACGCACACCUGGCGGCCGUGCACCGGCGCGCGGCCGAGCUGGAGGCGCGGCUGGACGCAGCGGAGCGCACGGUGCGCGCCCAGGCCGAGCGCUUGGCUCGCCACGACCAGCAGCUGCGCGCCGCCCUAGACGAACUGGGCCGCGCCAAGGACAGGGAGAUCGCCACGCUCCGAGAGCAGCUGCUGACCUCCGAGGCCACCGUCCACAGCCUGCAGGCUGCCGUGCGCCAGAGGGACGAGCUCAUCGGGCAGCUGCACCCCCGGGCCAGGCUGCUGCAGGACAUCUGUCGCCGCCGGCCACCCCUGGCUGCGCUGCUGGCCGCCCUGGCUGAGGCCGAGCGCCUGGGGCCCCUGCCAGCCAGUGACCCCGGCCACCUGCUCCCUGGCGGGUCCAGUCCACCCGUUGCCAACAGCACUGGGGAGGAGGGCGACGGGGAUCCCCUGCAGCCUGCAGUGUUUGGGACAACAGUGUGAGCCCUGGGGCACAGAUUCCAGAAUGGAGACGCAGGGCCCCAAGGGGGCCUUUUCCCAUCGCUGUGGGUGUCCUCGGGGAUCACGGGUAUCCCAGAGGGGAUCCCGUGGCAGAGCCCUGAUCCUGUCCAGGCACCAGAACCUGCUAAGAAGUUACAGGUUUCAAACGGGCGGCCUGCAGGCCAAAUGCAGAUGUUAGCCCAGACCGUUUUUUUUUUUUAAACCCAAAACUUUGAGUCAAUCACCGUUGUUGAAACACUGGCGGCGCUAACGCAAAAAUCUGGAUUUCUGGCUUCAGACUUGGCCAUGCCUGCCUGGAUCUGAGCCCAGGGUAUCCUCUUUAGCCAGAGUCUGAGUUUCAGUUGGCCCCCUCUUCUCUCUUAGGGCCAGAUGUCUGGCCCCUGAAGCAUGUGAGUUUGAGACCUCUCUUUCUCUAGUGGAGGCAGAUGGUAUCAAGUUCCACAUGAUUUGAGUUUUUCUCCCAUUUUUGCCUGCCCCGCCCCCCCGCCACCCUGAUUCUUGUUCUUCUGUUAGCAUCCCCCAUCCUAGGGCUAAAGCUUUUUCUUACUCUUCAUCCCAGACCAGAAUUGGGAGCCUCGAGCUUUGUGCCAUUUUGCACUGGUUGUCUGAAGACAAAUUUUUAAUCCUAGAGAUAUUUUUUUCUUAACUCUGUCCUUCCUUCCACCUUUAACGCAGAAGGAAGAGUGCGUGGGUCAGACAUGCUGAGAUGCUGGUGGCCUGGCUGUGCUGCCCAGGGAAACUCAGGCAUUCCUUAGUCUUUUCUGAUAGCAUCCUGCCUCAGGGCCUUUGCACUGGCUGUUUCCUCUGCCUAGAAUGCUCUUUCCUCCCGAUGUCACAUGACUGGUUCCUUGUCACUCAGGUCUUUGCUCAAAUGUCACCUCCUCAGAGAGGCCUUCCCUGACCCCCUUAUCUGUAGUAAUUCCUCUUCCUGCUCCCUCGCUGUUAGCCCAUUCAGUUUUCCUUAUGGAACGUUUUACCAGCAGGGUAUGAGCUUCAUGAGGUUUUUGUUCUGUCACCAGUGCCUGGCACACCCUGAACUCCAGUAGGAACAGGAUGGGUCUGUGGGCCCUGAAGGGAGCCAGGGGUCUCCAGCACAUCUGAUGAGGGCCCCCUCCACACAUCAGUCCAGCUUUUGUACCAAGAAGCUGGCUCCUUUUGAAACUCUCUAGAGAAUGUAUCCUUUUUUUUUUUUUUUUGCUGAGGAAGAUUAGCCCUGAGCUAACAUCUGUGCCAAUCUUCCUCCACUUUAUAUGUGGGUCGCCACCACAGCAUGGCUGAUGAGUGGUGUAGGUCUGUGCCCAGGAUCCAAACCCGUGAACCUGUGCUGCCGAAGUGGAGUGCACCAAACUUAACCACUCCGCCACGGGGCGUGCCCCUGGAGAAUCUAUUUUUUAACUCUCAUUUCUACACUGCCCUUCCCAGCCCGAGAUGCUCAGGGUGCCUUGCUUUUUAUCAAACCAGGGAAGCCUGUGCCUUUCUCUGCCCAGCCCAAGUGCCCAGCCUGGUACCACGGCAGCCGCUUCCAGGCCUCCUUACUCAGGGAAUUGUCAUAGCAGGAACUGCCGAGGGGCAGGGCCCCCGUCAGCCCGGAAAGGUCGACGUCCAUCCCCAGCCCUCAGGCUGGCGCCGCCUGCCUGCCUGGCGCCUGACAGUGACCCCUCAGUGUGGUGACAAUGGCCCCGUUUUCUCUGGAUGAAUAAGGGGGGGGCUGUUUGGAUGAGGGGGAGGCAGGCUGGGGCCUGUCUGAGCUCAAGAAUAAACCGGGUGACUUCUCGGCCUCGGUCCUUCCUCCUUUUCUCCUGUGCAGGGGCUGGAAAGGUGGUCCCUGUGCUGUUCCUGGUCUGGGGGGGCAGCCCCGCUGGGGGAGGAGACGCAAGGAGGGCAGGAGGGCCUGGGCCACUGCCAAUGUUUGGAGGCAUCAGUGUUGAAA